Monopterus albus (swamp eel) is the source of this 2081-nucleotide messenger RNA. RefSeq names its product glutamine-rich protein 2. The record is from RefSeq and is a predicted model, not a curated record. The transcript has 17 exons. The coding region runs from base 53 to 1936 and encodes 627 amino acids. NCBI's taxonomy places the organism in Eukaryota, Metazoa, Chordata, Actinopteri, Synbranchiformes, Synbranchidae.
ACUCGGAGGCGUCUCGCGCAUCCAAAGUUGCGAGGACGCCGUGUCUGGGGCCAUGAAGCUCAUACAGGAGCUCCACAACCAGAGGGACAGUCUGAAGGGUGAGAUUAUUGAGCUCCUCCACCAGCAGAAGGUGCUUGGUGCUCAGGCAGAGACAGUCACUGCCAUGGAGCAGUGCUGCCACCGUGUGGACGCUUUGGAGGAGGCUGUGAGAUCUUUGAGGGAGACCUUUCAGAAGUAUCCGGACCCAGAGGAGCUGAGUCGCUGUGUGACCUGGGACGUCAUGCAAUCAGCUCUGCUCAGCGAGACAGAAAACCUUAAGAAGGUGCUUGGUGCUCAGGCAGAGACAGUCACUGCCAUGGAGCAGUGCUGCCACCGUGUGGACGCUUUGGAGGAGGCUGUGAGAUCUUUGAGGGAGACCUUUCAGAAGUAUCCGGACCCAGAGGAGCUGAGUCGCUGUGUGACCUGGGACGUCAUGCAAUCAGCUCUGCUCAGCGAGACAGAAAACCUUAAGAAGGAGCUUGUAAACACAUGGGCUGUUGAUCCAGCCAAAGAAGUUGAGCCCAGACAAACAUCUUUCAACAGGAACUUCGCUGCUGAAAACUCUUUUUCCAGCACACCCUCCUCUCCCCACCCUGUCGAGGAUACUGUCAGGACAGCAGCUUCUGGUUCUCCGAUGGUUUCUGAAGAGAUUCCCACUCUUCUAGAAGUGACAAACACCCCAUCAGCCACAGAGGCCUCUUCAGACCUGUCAGGACCACCUCAGCAGCCUCAUUCUCAGACAGGCCUGGCAUCUGCUGGCAUGCGAGACCAGCACCUACAAGAUCAGAAUGUGGAGCUGCUGAACAACGCGCAGGUGAUCCUGCAGCUCCAAGCAGAGUGUGAAAAGCUACAUGAAAACAUGAGGUGGUUGCAUGAGGACAACAGACAGAAACAGAGCCACAUAGAGGAACUAUACAAGAAGACGGAGGAGCUGGAGGAGAAGAAGGCUGACAGGCAGAUGGUUGAGAGCGAAAUUAAAGCAGAUAAAUCUGUUUUGGAGAGCAAAGUAAGCCGUCUGCAGUUUGACUCUGCCACAGAGCAUCUAAACACCAUGUUCCAUGAGCUGCUGAACAAAGUGAUGGACCAGGAGCAGGACUGGCACAAAGUCAUUGACAAGCUCUCCUCAGAGAUGGAGUGUAAGUUGAACAGGAUUGAGUUAGACUCUAUGAAAAAGCAGCUGGAAGAUCGAUGGAAGAAUAUCCACAAGGAGCUGCAGGCUCAGGGGGCUCCAGAGCAUGAUGAUGCUGCUAUUAUCAGAAAACAACUCUUGGAGAGAUUUCACUGUCUGUCCUGUGACCGACCCAUUGUAAUGCAAACCUCCAGACCGGAUUUGGUGAUACUGCCCUCCACUCCUGGAUUUCCCUCGCACAAGUCCAUCAGGCCAUACGCUGUUUACAGUCUGGAGCAGCUUCGCCAGCACUACAGGAGCAAGCGUAUCCCUGAGCGGACUGACUAUGGUCAUAUGGCUGUGUCGCGGAGCUGUGGGGGUAGCCACACCAUCACCUCAGCCAGUCAGCGUCAGUGGCGCACCGGCCUGCAGUACAUGAAGCACCACAACCAGACUGAGGUGGACAGUUUGGUUCAGUCAGAAGAGGUUGAUCUGAUCGGACUGGAUGGAAAUGUUUACAGAGGUCGCCUGAAUGCCACAGACAACAGGAAUUCAAAAACUGAACUACCUCCCAUUUCGACCAAACAACGCUGCAAGACUAAAGACAAAGCCAGAUGCUCCUCCUCACACAAAGCUGCAGCUUCUCCGGAGGUGGGUCAUCACCCCCCCAGUGCCACGAGUGCCCAAUACAGUCACUCAGCCUCCAGCAUCUCGGGGCGGGACUGGCCUGUGUCAGCUCUGGGCUGCACGUCACAGUGCUCCAUCACUGCAGCAGAGAGCAGCACAUAGCCUCUGGUUAGCCAGCAGCUUGGACAGUAGGGGGCGACACAGAGCUAUUUCACUGCUCAUUACAUCCAAUAAAUCACCUGUCAAACACUGAGUCCAGUCCUGUGACUUUUUUUUUUUCUACUGUGUUUCUGUGAUCAGACACAUA